AUGACUAAUACGAUUACAAGAACAGCAAUGACCGAUACGAUAACAAGAACAGCAAUGACCAAUACGAUAACAAGAACAGCAAUGACUAAUACGAUUACAAGACCAGCAAUGACUAAUACGAUUACAAGAACAGCAAUGACCGAUACGAUAACAAGAACAGCAAUGACUAAUACGAUUACAAGAACAACAAUGACUAAUACGAUUACAAGAACAGCAAUGACCGAAACGAUUACAAGAACAGCAAUAACCAAUACGAUUACAAGAACAGCAAUGACUAAUACGAUUACAAGAACAGCAAUGACUAAUACGAUUACAAGAACAGCAAUGACCGAUACGAUUACAAGAACAGCAAUGACCAAUACGAUUACAAGAACAACAAUGACCAAUAUGAUUACAAGAACAGCAAUGACUAAUACGAUUACAAGAACAACAAUGUCUAAUACGAUUACAAGAACAGCAAUGACCAAUACGAUUACAAGAACAGCAAUAACCAAAACGAUUACAAGAACAGCAAUGACUAAUACGAUUACAAGAACAGCAAUGACCAAUACGAUUACAAGAACAGAAAUAACCAAUAUGAUUACAAGAACAGCAAUGACUAAUACGAUUACAAGAACAGCAAUGACCAAUACGAUUACAAGAACAACAAUGACCAAUAUGAUUACAAGACCAGCAAUUACUAAUACGAUUACAAGAACAGCAAUGACCGAUACGAUAACAAGAACAGCAAUGACCAAUACAAUUACAAGAACAACAAUGUCUAAUACGAUUACAAGAACAGCAAUGACCGAUACGAUAACAAGAACAGCAAUGACUAAUACGAUUACAAGAACAACAAUGACUAAUACGAUUACAAGAACAGCAAUGACCGAUACGAUUACAAGAACAGCAAUAACCAAUACGAUUACAAGAACAGCAAUGACUAAUACGAUUACAAGAACAGCAAUGACUAAUACGAUUACAAGAACAGCAAUGACCGAUACGAUUACAAGAACAGCAAUGACCAAUAUGAUUACAAGAACAGCAAUGACUAAUACGAUUACAAGAACAACAAUGUCUAAUACGAUUACAAGAACAGCAAUGACCAAUACGAUUACAAGAACAGCAAUAACCAAAACGAUUACAAGAACAGCAAUGACUAAUACGAUUACAAGAACAGCAAUGACCAAUACGAUUACAAGAACAGAAAUAACCAAUAUGAUUACAAGAACAGCAAUGACUAAUACGAUUACAAGAAAAGCAAUGACCAAUACGAUUACAAGAACAACAAUUUCCGAUACGAUUACAAGAACAGCAAUGACCAAUACGAUUACAAGAACAGCAAUGACCAAAACGAUUUCAAGAACACCAAUGUCCAAUACGAUUACAAGAACAGAAAUAACCAAUAUGAUUACAAGAACAACAAUGACCAAAACGAUUACAAGAACAACAAUGAGCAAUACGAUUACAAGAACAGCAAUGACCAAUACGAUUACAAGAACAGAAAUAACCAAUAUGAUUACAAGAACAACAAUGACCAAUACGAUUACAAAAACAACAAUGACCAAUACGUUUACAAGAACAACAAUGAGCAAUACGAUUACAAGAACAGCAAUGCCCAAUACGAUUACAAGAACAGCAAUGACCAAUACGAUUACAAGAACAGGAAUGACCAAAACGAUUACAAGAACACCAAUGACCAAUACGAUUACAAGAACUUCAAUGACCAAUACGAUUACAAGAACAGCAAUGACCAAUACGAUAACAAGAACAGCAAUGACCAAUACGAUUACAAGAACAGCAAUGACUAAUACGAUUACAAGAACAGCAAUAACCAAUACGAUUACAAGAACAGCAAUGACCGAUACGAGUACAAGAACAGCAAUGACCGAUACGAUUACAAGAACAGCAAUAACCAAUACGAUUAAAAACAGCAAGGCCCAAUACGAUUACAAGAACAGCAAUAACCAAUACGAUUACAAGAACAGCAAUGACCAAUACGAUAACAAGAUCAGCAAUGACCAAUAUGAUUACAAGAACAGCAAUGACUAA
Molecule: messenger RNA, 2031 nt
Organism: Mytilus trossulus (common blue mussel)
Lineage: Eukaryota; Metazoa; Mollusca; Bivalvia; Mytilida; Mytilidae
Exons: 1
Coding region: 1-2031 (676 amino acids)
Source: RefSeq, a predicted model, not a curated record